This is a messenger RNA of Symphalangus syndactylus (siamang), 8004 nucleotides long. It is a transcript of the gene SP2, whose product is annotated as Sp2 transcription factor. The record is from RefSeq and is a predicted model, not a curated record. NCBI's taxonomy places the organism in Eukaryota, Metazoa, Chordata, Mammalia, Primates, Hylobatidae. Gene Ontology annotation, molecular function: RNA polymerase II cis-regulatory region sequence-specific DNA binding; DNA-binding transcription factor activity, RNA polymerase II-specific. Gene Ontology annotation, biological process: regulation of transcription by RNA polymerase II.
UAGCCAGGCUGGUCUCCAACUCCUGACCUCAGGUGAUCCACCUGCCUUGGCCUCCCAAAGUGCUGGGAUUACAGGCGUGAGCCACAGCGCCCGGCUGGGGCUAGUUAGCUUUACAAAGCCUAUUAAUACAUCCAAGUGGAGCUAUCAGUAGGCAGUUGGAUAUACAAGUCAAGAUAGAAAUGUGAGAGUUAAAAUUAUAUAGAAUCUGUAUCUUACUGGUUUCUAAACCUACGAGACUAGACAAAAUCAGCUAGGAAACAGGUGUAGACAGAAGAAAGGUCCUGAGACAGAGUCCUGGGGCAACCCAAUCAUUUAGAAUUUGAGAGGAGAGGAAGAACCAGCAAAGGAGAUAUGGGAGAAGUUAGCCAGAGACUAGCAGGUGUGUCCUAGAGGCCAAGUAAAGAAAGUGUUUCAAGGAAGAAGAGGCCAGGCACGGUGGCUCACACCUGUAAUCCCAGCACUUUGGGAGGCCGAGGCGGGCAGAUCACUUGAGGUUAGGAGUUCAAGACCAGCCUAGCCAACAUGGUGAAACCCCAGCUCUAUUAAAAAUACAAAAAAUUAGCCGGGCGUGGUGUCAGGCCCCUGUAAUCCCAGCUACCUGGGAGGCUGAGGCAGCAGAAUCACUUGAACUGGGAGGCGGAGGUUGCAGCGAGCCAAGAUCAAAAGGAAGAGCAAUCAACUGUCAGAGCAACACGGAUGAUGUGGUUUAAGAAGUAGCCAUGGCCGGCGCGGUGGCUCAUGCCUGUAAUCCCAGCACUUUGGGAGGCCGAGGUGAUCGGAUCAUGAAGUCAGGAGAUUGAGACCAUCCUGGCCAAUAUGGUGAAACCCUGUCUGUCUCUACUAAAAUACAAAAAAUUAGUCGGGCAUGGUGGCACAUGCCUGUAUUCCCAGCUACUCAGGAGGCUAAGGCAGGGGAAUCGCUUGAACCCAGGAGACGGAGGUUGCAGUGAGCCGAGAUUGCGCCACUGCACUCCAGCCUGGCAACAGAGCGAGACUUUGUCUCGAAAAAAAAAGAAGUAGGCCGGGUGCGGUGGCUUAUGCCUGUAAUUCUAGCACUUUGGGAGGCCGAGAAUGGCGGAUCAUGAGGUCAGGAGAUUGAGACCAUCCUGACUAACACAGUGAAACCCUGUCUCUACUAAAAAUACAAAAAAAAAAAAUUAGCUGGGUGUGGUGGCGGGCACCUGUAGUCCCAGCUACUUGGGAGGCUGAGGCAGGAGAAUGGCAUGAACCCAGGAGGCGGAGCUUGCAGUGAGCUGAGAUUGUGCCACUGCACUCCAGCCUGGGUGACCGUGAGACUCUGUCCCCCAAAAAAAAAAGAAGUAGAAGUAGCCAUUAGGUUUUUAGCAACAUGGAGGUGUCUGGUGGUGUGAACAGUUUUGGUGGCAUGCAUGGGGAGGGUGCAGCCUGGUUGGAGCAGGUUUAAGAAAAGCUAGCAGGAGAGAAAUUAAGGACAGUAAGUAUAGGUAACUCCUACAAGGAGUUUUGCUUGAAGAGAAGGGGAGACAUAAUGGAUCUUAGCUGAUGAGGGAAAUUUUAACUUCUUGAUGAAAUUGUGGACAUACCUAAGGGUCAUUGCCUGAGGCUGGGGGUCUGAGAUGGUGGGGUGAGGGGAGAUGGGAGGCUCAGUAAAGGGUUAAUGUGGAGACAAGAUCUCCAUUCCUUACUCACCUUCUUGCUUCCUUCGGCCUGUGGCAUUAGCAAGCCACUGCCCAGAGUUGUUCUCAUUUAAUGAAAGCCAUUGAAAUUUGUUUUACUGUUAUUGGGCUCUUUUACCAUGGUUUUAAUUUAUUUGUUUAUUUAAAAUUUUUAUUAUUAUUUUUUAAAGACAGGGUUUCACUGUCAUCCAGGCCAGAGCACAGUGGUGCAAUCAUGGCUCACUGCAGCCUCGACUUCCUGGACUCAAGCAAUCCUCUCGCCUUGGCCUCCUAAGGAGCUGGGACUACAGGCACACGCCACCACACCCAGCUAGUUUGUAAACAUUUUUUGUAACGAUGGCAUCUUGCUGUGUUGCCCAGGCUAGUCUUGAACCCCUGACCUCAAGUGAUCCUCCUGUCUUGGCCUCCCAAAGUGCUGGUAUUACAGGCAUGAGCCACUGUGCCCACCUUAUAAUGGUUAUUGUGAUUACUGAGGUUUGCUUCUCAUUGAAAUAUUCAGCACAAUUUGGAGUCUUUCACUACCAAGGUUGCUGCUUUCUUCAUCCAAAUGGAUUCUCUUAUCCCAUUUGUCAGCUUUCUUUGAGGUCCAACUUUGUCCUCUAAAACCAGUCAGGGCAUGCUUUUCCCUCACCAGCUCUGAAUUCUUCCAGGCUAGGCAACUGGAAAAGCCUGGGCUUAGAAACUGCUUUGUUGGCUUACAGCCCAGCUGAGCUGACCAAAAUAGCCAAGAGAAAGACUGUUUGCACAGUGUGAAAUUCCUCCAGGGGAAAUACCAUAGCAAAAGGCCAAGAAAGCCAGAGCCACGAUGGCAGGAACCCACAGGCAAAAAAAGCCAAGUUACCCCCAAGGCCUGGGUUGUGGAGAUGGAGCCUAGUUCUCUCCAGAAGGAAAAGCUUCCUAAAGCCUACUGUUGUGGUAUUUCUGUAGGCGCUUUUUCUCAUUUGCUGGGUCUCAAGAGUAGCAUUCUCAGUGAAAAGAAUAGUCGAACAGCCUGCAGCCUGGUGGCCAGGGCUCAGAGGUCUCUCUUCCUGUUACGUUCUCUCCCCAAGUCAGGCCUAGAAAGACCGUGGGACAGGGACACACUACCAGCUCUGUGUAGAUGGGACAGUGCCGAAGGGUGCCUGGAGUAUGCACGGGCGGGUAGCAGGGUCACCUGCCCCAGAUUUGAGGUGGGAGGAGGUCAGAAAAGGCUUUCCCUGAGUGAGUAUAAAUGAGCUCUGAAGGACAGGAGCUGGCUGGGCAAAUGGGAGAGAGUGUGCUUCAGGCUCCAAGUGAAACAGGGUGGCAUGUUUUAAUUCCAGAAAUGAAAAACUGAAGUGUGUGUUGGGAGAGUUGGAAGGGAAAGAGGUCAGGAGGGAGGACCAGGGAGGGACAGGUUGUUCUGGCCUUUAUAAGUUUAUCACAAGAGCAUCAGGGAACAAUUGAGAUGGUUAAUUAGGAGAGUAGCUGGAUGGGAUUUGCAUUUUAAAGAGCCUUCUAACCAAAUUGUGGAGGCUGGCUAAGGGGGAGGCCAGAGGCCAGGAAGCAGUUUUAGAGGCCAUGGGCAGUAUCUCAGGUGGAUCAUGGUGAUGAGGAUGGGGAGCCUGGGUACACUGUAGGGAGAUUUGUCUAUGAGGUGGAAUCAUGAGGACUUGAUGAUUGGUUGGCAGUGAGGGGGAUACUUAGGUUUUGUCCUGAUUGGAGAUACCAGAAGAGAGGCUGCUUUAACCCAGGAUAUUCAUACAGCCCAUAGGCACUGAAGGUAUCUGUGAGCCAUGUGCCAGGCCUUGGUGUCUGCAGUUCAGUGGUAUAAACAGACAUGGCCCACCCUGGGGAGCCCUCACAUACAUUGGGCUCGUGAUUAGUUAAUGGGUGGUGAGUGUUCCCAAAGGAGUUAACCUCAUCUCAGGGGUCCAAAAAGGCCUCUCUGAGGAAAUGGCAUGCCUGUACAUAAUGGCUCUUAAAUUAUGCUGGGAAAGUCAAAUAGCCAGAGACCUGAAGGGUGAGGUCUUAGCUAGUGAAGAGAACAGAAAGAGCUAUAAGCAAGGAAAGACAGCUGCAGAGACUCAAGUUUUUCAAGGAUCUGGAAGAAGGCCUGUGGUGGCUGAGGGUGAGAAAGCUGGAGAAAGAAUGGGCAAAGCUGACAGCUCAGUGCUCUGAGUGUCUGUGGCCAGCCCUAAUGGAAGACCCACAGAGGGCUGGAUGUACAGGUCUAACACGUGGAGCAGAGAUCUGGGCCAGACACAGGCCUAUGAGUUGCCAGCCUGUGGAAGGCACCUGCAUCCCCAUCCCUACCCUAUGCUGCCUUCAAACCUUGUUUGAUGCCCUGGAGUUUUCCUUGGAGACUAAGAGAGAUCCACAGACCAGCAUGGCUGCCACUGCUGCUGUGAGUCCCAGUGACUACCUGCAGCCCGCCGCCUCCACCACCCAGGACUCCCAGCCAUCUCCCUUAGCCCUGCUUGCUGCAACAUGUAGCAAAAUUGGCCCUCCAGCAGUUGAAGCUGCUGUGACACCUCCUGCUCCCCCACAGCCCACACCGCGGAAACUUGUCCCUAUCAAACCUGCCCCUCUCCCUCUCAGCCCCGGCAAGAAUAGCUUUGGAAUCUUGUCCUCCAAAGGAAAUAUACUUCAGAUUCAGGGGUCACAACUGAGCGCCUCCUAUCCUGGAGGGCAGCUGGUGUUCGCUAUCCAGAAUCCCACCAUGAUCAACAAAGGGACCCGAUCAAAUGCCAAUAUCCAGUACCAGGCAGUCCCUCAGAUUCAGGCAAGCAGUUCCCAAACCAUCCAAGUACAACCCAAUCUCACCAACCAGAUCCAGAUCAUCCCUGGCACUAACCAAGCCAUCAUCACCCCCUCACCGUCCAGUCACAAGCCUGUCCCCAUCAAGCCAGCCCCCAUCCAGAAGUCGAGUACGACCACCACCCCCGUGCAGAGCGGGGCCAAUGUGGUGAAGUUGACAGGUGGGGGCGGCAAUGUGACGCUCACUCUGCCCGUCAACAACCUCGUGAACGCCAGUGACACCGGGGCCCCUACUCAGCUCCUCACUGACAGCCCCCCAACCCCGCUGUCUAAGACUAACAAGAAAGCAAGGAAGAAGAGCCUUCCUGCCUCCCAGCCCCCUGUGGCUGUGGCUGAGCAGGUGGAGACGGUGCUGAUCGAGACCACCGCGGACAACAUCAUCCAGGCAGGAAAUAACCUGCUCAUUGUUCAGAGCCCUGGUGGGGGCCAGCCAGCUGUGGUCCAGCAGGUCCAGGUGGUGCCUCCCAAGGCCGAGCAGCAGCAGGUGGUGCAGAUCCCCCAACAGGCUCUGCGGGUGGUGCAGGCGGCAUCUGCCACCCUCCCCACUGUCCCCCAGAAGCCCUCCCAGAACUUUCAGAUCCAGGCAGCUGAGCCGACACCUACUCAGGUCUACAUCCGCACGCCUUCCGGUGAGGUGCAGACAGUCCUUGUCCAGGACAGCCCCCCAGCAACAGCUGCAGCCACCUCUAACACCACCUGUAGCAGCCCUGCAUCCCGUGCUCCCCAUCUGAGUGGGACCAGCAAAAAGCACUCAGCUGCAAUUCUCCGAAAAGAGCGUCCCCUGCCAAAGAUUGCCCCCGCCGGGAGCAUCAUCAGCCUGAAUGCAGCCCAGUUGGCGGCAGCUGCCCAGGCAAUGCAGACCAUCAACAUCAAUGGUGUCCAGGUCCAGGGUGUGCCUGUCACCAUCACCAACACAGGCGGGCAGCAGCAGCUGACAGUGCAGAAUGUUUCUGGGAACAACCUGACCAUCAGUGGGCUGAGCCCCACCCAGAUCCAGCUGCAAAUGGAACAAGCCCUGGCCGGAGAGACCCAGCCCGGGGAGAAGCGGCGCCGCAUGGCCUGCACGUGUCCCAACUGCAAGGAUGGGGAGAAGAGGUCUGGAGAGCAGGGCAAGAAGAAGCACGUGUGCCACAUCCCCGACUGUGGCAAGACGUUCCGUAAGACGUCCUUGCUGCGUGCCCAUGUGCGCCUGCACACUGGCGAGCGGCCCUUUGUCUGCAACUGGUUCUUCUGUGGGAAGAGGUUCACACGGAGUGACGAGCUCCAACGGCACGCUCGCACCCACACAGGGGACAAACGCUUCGAGUGCGCCCAGUGUCAGAAGCGCUUCAUGAGGAGUGACCACCUCACCAAGCAUUACAAGACCCACCUGGUCACGAAGAACUUUUGCCUGAGGCAAAAUCUUCAACUUGGCAGUUCGGCUUCCUUUGUCUUUUCCCUUGGAGAGCUCGGAGAGGGGACUCCAGAGGAGGGAGCUGUGGUCUCUCAGAGUGAUCCACACUGGGACCAAGAGCUAAUAGGAACUCAGGGGUUGCGAUGUUGUGCAGAUUAAGAUUGGAGCUAGUUCAGUACAUGUGUUUAAGCCCCACAGGGCCCUGAAGAGCAUCCGGCCUGAAGAGACAGGCAAGUCCGCCUCAAGCAUGUAGAGGACAGCACGUGCUUUCACUCUCCCUCGAAAGGACACAGCUGGGAUUGCUGUUCUGUUCGGAAGUGGUGAGGCUCGUUUUGAGCUAUCCAUUCCCCUGCUCUGUUCUGUUUGUCACCAGCCACCUGUGUCUGCCAGCAAACAGCUUUUCCUUAGAGCCAGUCAACCCUCAAAUGGCUGAAAAAGUAAAAAGCCCACAGAUCUCAGAUGGAUCCAGGUUCUCUGUCCUUCCCCUCUUCUUUGUUAACAAGCAGGGGGCCUUUCCUAUCCCUACGGAAGCCGUUUGGGCAAUACUAGACCACCAGCUGAAUCUACCUUGACACAGAAGCCUCUUCCUCAGCCCCUCAGCUCUGCAUCUCAUCACCGCACUGGCAGCAAGGGGAAGACAUGAGGUGUAUUUAUUCCUCAUGUGUGGACUGCAUGACUAGAAAACUGCCUUGCUGUGUUCUGAAUAAGGGGAUUGGUGGAGAGAAGGGGAAUAUUAACAAAGUGACCUCUUUCUGCCACAUGUUUCCCUUGGCUUUGCUCUUAGGCACAAAGAAUGAUCCUUUCCUGGGGGCUGAUUCCAAGCCAUGUGCUUUAUGCUUCCAGUACAGAAACUGACCUGACCCCAGCAUCAUCUGGAAAUGAAGGUGCCAGCCCCCAGCUGGGCAGGACGAGGAUUUCCCGUGUAGGAUUUCCCUUCUCCAGUGAUAUGGGGGUUCAAAAGUUAUGUCUGAUCAUCUCUGCCUCCCUUGGGGUGGCUAAGAGCGAGAGAAUGUAUUCUGCCUAGCUGAGUGAUGGCACGAGGAAAGCAUAGAAAGACUUGUGGGCAAAUUAACCCUCCUCUGGCUUUAACCUAUCCAUUAUUUGAGAGUUGCAGGGGAACUGUUGAAGGUGUGAUGCAGUCUAAGCUCACCCUAGGCAAGAGGCUCCCACAGACACCUGAUCCUGAUGGGCCCUUGAUGAAAAUCUGGGUGCAGCUGAAGGGUAGGGGCCCCACUUGUGUGGUUCCUCCUCUGUCCUCUACCGUCCCCAGCGUCAUGUGCACCAAAGCCCAUCCCUCAUGCCCCUCCUUUCUGUCCAGCUGACACUUGACAUUGUGCUCAUUAUCCCAGAGACGAGGAUUCCAUGCCUGGAAGAAAGGGGGACUGGGCAGGAUUUCCCUCCCAAAGGCAAAUCCACGCAUUAUAUGUACUUUUUUUUUUUUUUCUUUAACCAAACCAGCAAAUGGGUCUUACUUGCCCUUCCUUCAAACCACCCAGUUCAUUUCUACAAUCAUCUUUCUGGUGGGGCACAGUGGCUUAUGUCUGUAAUCCCAGCACUUUGGGAGGCCAAGGCAGGUGAAUCACUUGAGGUCAGGAGUUCGAAACCAGCCUGGCCAACAUAGCGAAACCCUGUCUCUACUAAAAAAUAUAAUAAUUAGCCAGGCAUGGUGGCGCAUGCCUGUAGUCCCAGCUACUCGGGAGGCUGAGGCAGGCAGAAUUGCUUGAACCCAAAAGGCAGAGGUUGCAGUGAGCCGAGAUCGUGCCACUGCACUCCAGCCUGGGUGACAGAGCAAGACUCUGUCUCAAAAAAAAGAAAAAAAAUCAUCUUUCCAGUGCCCUUGUGAGGCCCCAGGCUUGUUUGAUGACAGUGCUGAUGUUACAGCCCGCCACACAUGAGAUAUUUUGAGGAAGACAGGAUGGAGCAAGAGAAGGGUUCAGACCUAUCCCCAAGCCCAGGGUGGGUGUGUAGGAGCCCUGAGCGAUGGAUGAAUGCAAGCUGUCCUGAUCCGAGUGCAGAGAAUGGGGUGUUCGGGUUCUCCAUUUGAGUCUUCCACUGCCCAAACCUGAGGCCCCUUUAAGGUUGCCCCUUAAAGUUGCCACACCCAGAAAUUGGGCCAAAGAAGUUAAGCUGUUGAUUAUUUCAAUUCUGAAUAAAAAUGAAGGCAUCUUCUCUGCCUCC